Messenger RNA from Oncorhynchus mykiss (rainbow trout), 6607 nucleotides. RefSeq names its product TBC1 domain family member 9B. NCBI's taxonomy places the organism in Eukaryota, Metazoa, Chordata, Actinopteri, Salmoniformes, Salmonidae. Gene Ontology annotation, molecular function: calcium ion binding. The record is from RefSeq and is a predicted model, not a curated record.
GCAUUGUGAUUAAAAAAAUAUUGCAGUGACAGUGACCACGUCAAGAAGCGACGCAGCGUACAGUGGGCGUGUUUCGUGCAAGUAGGAGGCGACCCGUUUCAGAAACACAACAGAGCAGACAGCUGCACAGACGGACUGCCCGCGGUCAUGAACUCAAAACAGCAGGCAACACGUCUGCAAAACAGGCCUGUGUAAAGUCUCUUAACGUACGCGGUGCAGCAUAAUAUCCAAGUAUAAGUGCGUAAUUUGGAAAAAGGUAAUUCAAAAUGUGGAUAACUCCGGAGGAGGUGUUGCUGGCCAACGCUCUGUGGGUGAGCGAAAGGGCGAACCCCUUUUUCAUUCUCCAGCGGAGAAAGGGCCAUGGCAAAGGAGGGGGCAUCACUGGAUUGUUGGUGGGCACCAUGGAUGUGGUCCUGGACUCCAGUGCCAGAGUGGCUCCCUAUAGGAUCCUGCACCAGACAGGGGACUCCCAGAUCUUCUGGAGCAUCGCUUGUGGCUCCUCCCGGAAGGAGAUCACAGGGCAUUGGGAGUGGCUGGAGACCAACCUGCUCCAGACGCUCUCCAUCUUCGACAACGACGAAGACAUCACCACCUUCGUCAAGGGGAAGGUCUCGGGCAUCAUCGCCGAGGAGAACAAGAGCAAAGCGGCCCAGGAGGACGAGGACUCUGGCAAGUUCCGCGAGGCCGAGCAGAAGAUGCGGAAGCUGUUUGGCAUGCCCGGUGAGGAGAAGCUGGUCAACUACUACUCCUGUAGCUACUGGAAGGGCCGUGUGCCCCGCCAGGGCUGGGUCUAUCUCAGCGUCAACCACCUCUGCUUCUACUCCUUCCUCCUGGGGAAAGAAGUGACCCUGGUGGUGCAGUGGACAGAAGUGACACGUCUUGAGAAGAACGCCACGCUGGUGUUUCCGGAGAGUGUGCGGGUGAGCACACGGCACACGGAACACUACUUCUCCAUGUUCCUCAACAUAAACGACACCUUCAAGCUCAUGGAGCAACUGGCCACCAUUGCCAUGCGCCAGCUGCUGGACAACGAGGGCUUCUCCGCCGACCGCACGCUGCCCAAGGCAUGCAAGACGCUCAAGAAUGUCUCGGCACUCAAGAGGGACCUGGACGCACGGGCCAAGAACGAACGCUACCGGGCGCUGUUCCGCCUGACCCCGGACGAGCGCCUGGACGGACACACAGACUGCACGCUGUGGACUCCCUUCGCCAAGAUGCACAUUGUGGGCCAGCUGUUUGUCUCCAACAACUACAUCUGCUUCUGCAGCCGUGAGGAGGACCUCUGUCAGCUCAUCAUCCCCCUCAGAGAGGUGUCCAUUGUGGAGAAGGCAGACAGCAGCAGCGUCUUGCCCUGCCCCGUGUCCAUCAGCACCAAGAACAAGAUGACCUUCCUCUUCGCCAACCUCAAAGACCGUGACUUCCUGGUCCAGCGCAUCUCCGACUUCCUGCAGCGCACACCUGACAAGCUGUGGAGCGACGGCCACCCGCUGGCCCUCAGUGGCUAUUCAGUUUCUCCCAGCCCCAGUACCACCCCACUUUCCUCCAGCCUCCCCACACCCACGGGCGCAGGAGGGGAACCGUCCCAGGGGCGCCACUACAGCCCCAGCCUGCCAACAGCCACACAGGGCCUGCUCCGCAUCUACCAGAAGGACGACCCAGAGGACCACGGGCCCAAAGCUACCAAGGAGAAAAUGAAAGAGGAGUCGUGGAACAUCCACUUCUUUGAGUUUGGCAGGGGGGUGUGUAUGUACCGUACCUCCAAGACCAGAGAGCUGGUGCUCAACGGUAUCCCUGAGAGCCUCCGAGGGGAGCUGUGGCUGCUCUUCUCAGGGGCUCAGAAUGAGAUGGCCACCCACCCUGGCUACUAUGCUGAGCUGGUGGAGCAGGCCAUGGGCCGCUGUACCCUGGCCACGGAGGAGAUCGAGAGGGACCUGCACCGCUCCAUGCCCGAGCACCACGCCUUCCAGAAUGAGAUGGGCAUCGCUGCCCUCCGCAGGGUCCUCACCGCCUACGCCUGCCGCAACCCUGGCAUAGGAUACUGCCAGGCGAUGAACAUUGUGACGUCGGUGCUGCUGCUGUACUGUACAGAGGAGGAGGCCUUCUGGCUGUUGGUGGCUCUGUGUGAGAGGAUGCUGCCAGACUACUACAACACCAGGGUUGUGGGUGCUCUCGUUGACCAAGGCGUGUUUGAGGAGCUGACUCGUGAGUGCCUCCCCCUCCUCUACGAGCACAUGCAGGAGCUGGGUGUCAUCUCCACCAUCUCCCUCUCCUGGUUCCUCACACUGUUUCUCAGCGUCAUGCCCUUCGACAGCGCCGUGCUCCUGGUCGACUGCUUCUUCUACGAGGGCAUCAAGGUCAUCUUCCAGGUGGCACUGGCCGUGCUGCACGCCAACAUGGACACGCUGCUGGGCUGCACCGACGAGGGAGAGGCCAUGACCAUACUCGGACGGUACCUGGACAAUGUUGUCAACAAGCAGACUGUGUCUCCUCCCAUUCCCCACCUCCACGCCCUGUUGACCAGUGGUGAUGAACCACCACCUGAGAUUGACGUGUUCCAGCUCAUCAAGUCAUCCUAUGACAAGUUUGGAAGUCUGCGUGCUGAUGUCAUCGAGCAGAUGAGGUUCAAGCAGAGGUUAAAGGUUAUCCAAUCGCUGGAAGACACUGCCAAGAGGAGUGUGGUGAGGGCCAUCAUGACCGACUCAGCCUUUAGCAUCGAGGAGCUAGAAGAACUCUAUGUUCUCUUCAAGGCCAAGCACAUUAUGAGCUGCUACUGGGGGGCCAGCUGCACGGCGGCGGAGCGCCAUGACCCCAGCCUGCCCUACCUGGAGCAGUACCGCAUCGACCUGGAACAGUUCUGCCAGCUGUUCGGGGCCCUGGGCACCUGGCUGUGUGGCACUCACACCGUCACACUGGCUGCUCGCCACUUCCGCCUGUUGGACAGCAACAAGGACGGCCUCAUCAACUUCAAAGAGUUUGUCACGGGCCUGAGUGGGAUGUACCAUGGAGACAUGACAGAGAAACUGAAGUUACUGUACAAACUUCACCUGCCGCCAGCAUUGUGUCCAGAGGAGGCUGAGUCGGCACUAGAGGCUGCGCAGUUCUUCACUGACGAUGACAGUCCACAGGAAUCUCCCUUCCUGUCUGAUCUGGACUUUCUGGUGCAGGAAGUGACCUCAGGAGAGGAGAUGAAAGAGGCUGGGGAAGCGUCGGGAUGCGGAGAUGCAGAGGAGAAGAAAGAGGUGAAGGACUAUAAGUAUUACCUGAGGAUGUGGGCCAAGGAGAAGGAGCCCAAGAUUGAGACCAUUAAAGAUCUUCCCAGGAUGAACCAGGAGCAGUUCAUAGAGCUGUGUAAAACCCUGUACAACAUGUUCAGCGAGGACCCACUGGAGCAGGAGCUCUACCACGCCAUAGCCACUGUGGCCAGCCUGCUGCUGCGCAUCGGAGAGGUGGGCAAGAAGUUCACCAACAACGGUGCCAAGAAACCAACCGACACCACCUACACCCAGGCUCCCACCCUUUCCGCUGAACUGCCCCAGCCCGAAAAAGAAGAGUCGAAUGGGGAAAGCAGCUCAGGACAGUCCCUGGUCUGCAAGGCUUUGGCGGAGGCCCAGCUGGAAACGCCGCCCCAGCAGACGUCGGACGAAGAAGUGAAGGAUGACACAUCGGUCUCGUCCUACUCCAUGGUGAGCACGGGUUCGCUACAGUGCGAGGACAUCGCCGAUGACACAGUCCUAAUUGGCUGCGCCGGCGACCAGCAGCGGCGAGGCAGCACGCUGGACGGAGAUUGGUCCAUCACCUUCGAGCAGGUGCUGGCGUCGAUGCUCACCGAGCCGCCCCUAGUGGACUACUUUGAGAAGAAGGGAGAUAUUCAGGCAAGGAUGGCAACCUGUAAGAUGCAAAGGGGGGUGGAGAGGCAGGUGAGCUCGUCAAGCGACCAUGAGUUGGCCCAGCUCUCGACCUGAGUGGACCCAUCCAGAACUCAACACUCACUGUCAUUUCUCACCCGUAGGGGAAACCGAUCACUGUCCAACUCGAGUUACCGUCCGGCCUUGCCUCACUCCCGUUUCACAGGGAGCUGUAUCUAGACCUGUAUCUCUGUUGUGAUUGUCAUCAUUUUACAGAACCGUGUGUGUGUGUGUGUGUGUGUGUAGGAAAUAUAUCUAUUGAAACAGUAUUCAGUCUGUAAGCAUAGAGUCUGCCCAACGGUUCUUACCUUGGAUAAAAGCCACAUAACUCUAAACAUUUACAACCUAUUACAUCAACCCUAAUACAUUCAGAACCAGAUUCAACCUAAGCCUGUUCCUAGACUAAAAAUCACUUUCAGUAGAGGUUCUCCAUGUCACAUGCUUUCUAGUCCAGGGCUAAGCUUAAUAUUUGUCUGGGAAACUUGCCCUUGAAGUGUAGUGGCUAAUCCAAGGAUGGGAUGUUGUGCAGAGGAACAUUGGUGCAGGAUAUCAGAGUUUUAACGUGUUAGUACUCAACUGUAUUUCUGUCGCUUCUCCUAGCACUCUGCGGACCACAAUCUAAGCUGUGGGUAAAAGCCUUCAACUGGAAGACCUAUAUGAGACAUGUAUAAGACAUAUGAGACAUAUAUAUACGUUUGUAUCUGUGAAAUCCACAGCCAUCUCAAACUAAAGAAAGCCUUUAAAAAAAAAAAAAAGACUGAACUAGAUGUUAGAUUUUAGAAACCGCUUGUUUUUGUUUUGUGUAGGUUUUUCUUAGAGAGAACGUUGGGAGAAUGUCUGCGUUACCACUCUGUUCUCUGGCCAGUACUUGCUUCAUUAGUCCCAUUUCAGCAGUCGGUUAUUUAAACUACCUUUGGGUGUGUAGUCUUAUAGUACAACUCAUGGUAACACAUUGGUGUGGUUUGGGAGAGUCCUCCCUCCUUCACUAACUAACAAUUAAUCUGCAGCCUUCAGAUAUGCAUGGCGCUUCACUCAUUUGGUGACUCGCCUGCCAGGACCUGAUUGGACUGUUUUUGUAAUGGUAGGUUGGCAUAUACACAGGGAUAAUUGUAGUGUUGGCAUUUUGGGGAGGGACCUCUGAGGCUAAAAUCUGCAGAGUUGGAGCAUCACAACAAACAGCAUUGUUUUCAUUGAAUGCCCUUCUUGAAUUUUUGACCUGCAUAUCAAACAAGGCAGUAUCUCUUCCCCGUAGUUCAAAGCAGACACUCAGGGGGCGCUAUGUGUCAUUCAUCAAAUGACCUCAAAUAUUGUUUUACCCAAAGAAAUACAAUAGUUUUUCCAUUAGUUACUAGACCUAGCUGUGAGUCGGUUGUAUCUUUGUAUUCGGGCCGGCGUUAAAUUGACCAUCUGUAAGUGGUCAAUGGUUACCCCUGAAAUGCACUGCUUCUGUCAUUUCAGAAUAGCAGUAAAGAAACAUUUCCUGCAAGCAAAUACUAUUUUAACAGAUUCCCAUUAAAUUUCAGUCUCGAGACACUUGCUAAAACGCCAUGUAAUGCUUUUCCUUCAAGCCAAUAGGAGUCCCUAGCUGUGAAUUACUGCAUAUCAUUUUCAUAUUAUCUUCUAUCGUUCAAAGCUUUUAAGUGUAUUAGAUGUUUCUUGAUAAAAAUAUAGCCUCAAAUUGGUCUCAUGUUAUGAAGGAAUUGAAAAAAACGUGUUACUGUCCUCCUGAAUAUUCAUAACCUUGUUUUAACAGAGAUAAGCUUCAUACACAGUAUUUGACUACACACCCACAUUGGUCACAAACAUAGAUAUUUUGCAUUCUUCAUGUCUACUUUUGUCAACAGCUAUUUUUUUAUGUUUGGCAAGAAAAAGUAUCUUUUUAAGAAUCCGUUGUCUUUUAAUCCAUUCACCCCCCCAACCCCUAACUUCGGAAGAAACUAGACAGAUGAAAGCAAUAUGGUAGCUCCAUCGGUCAUAUUGCUUACGCCUAUCUAGUUCCUUCAGAACUUCAGAUUGAGAAACACUAGAGAAGUAGGAGUUAGAGAUUGUUGUACAAGGCUAAAGGCUCCUCAGUUAAUGUUUCCAUUGUGGUUAUCCAGACGGGUCUGAGAUCAGUGGAGAAAUGUGCUGGCACUGCUCAAUACUGGUCUCUGAACUGUUCUUCUAUGACACUAAAACCAGACUUAAAAGGUUGUCUGGCUGGUCCUUUGUUCAUAACUCAACAACAGUCCAGCAUUGCCCAAGGAAUUUGCUUGCAGCAUUACAUACCAAGUUUUUUGGCACUUUGUAAGAUAGUUUUAUACCCCAAGUUAAAUUUAUCAGUGUUAUUUGCGCUCAGCCCCAAAGUCCCAGUUAAUCAAAUUGUAUGUAGAUUAUUUUAUGUUGGCACACACAACCUGUCUCACUUUGUAUAUUCUUUGCUUUUCAUCUGCAUAUGUUUCUUAUAUCUAAUGAAAAUGACUAAUUUUACUUGUUUACCUUGCAGACUACUUUCUAAAUGUGAAAACAAAGAACAAGGAAGCAGUUUUGCAUCUUUUGGGGUUCUGGGAUAGCCUAUGUGGCUGUUAAAUCUGUUUAUCCACCUAUAGAUAUGUCAUUAAUGUAUCCAUGUAACGGAUGUGUUUAUUCACAAACUUGCAUUUUAAAUUGUAUUUGAUCAGUACUGUACUAUAUUGUGUAAUAAAUUAAAAUACUGAAUGAAA